Molecule: messenger RNA, 3509 nt
Organism: Apis mellifera (honey bee)
Lineage: Eukaryota; Metazoa; Arthropoda; Insecta; Hymenoptera; Apidae
Exons: 12
Coding region: 512-2620 (702 amino acids)
Cellular component (GO): plasma membrane
Molecular function (GO): calcium channel regulator activity; GTP binding; GTPase activity
Source: RefSeq, a predicted model, not a curated record
AAGUGUAGAAAAGAAAGAAAAUAAAACGGAAAAAUAUUAUAUAAAAAAGAAACAUAAUAAAAAGGAAGAAAAAGAAAAAAAAAGAGUAAUUGAAGAAGAGAGAAAGAGUGGCAUUACGAGGAACAAAUAAAAGAGCCUCGUGACGGAGGGGCUUCGUACGGCCCUGGCGCGACUGCGGCAUUGCACCCCCACAGGGGGUUCUUUGCCAAACUCACCAAACUCCCCUUCUACACCGGAACAUAAAAAUCACGGAUGCUUGGUAGAUGGUCGUGGGUCAAAUCGUAGAAGCAGUGGCAAUUCAAGGAAUAACGAUGGAACUGAUUCAACAACAGCUGAAUCACAGUCGCAAUCGCAAACAUCACGUGUUUCUAAUGCCACGCAUCGUUAUAAUGGAACAGAAAAUUCCCGCGAAACCGAUUUAUUAUCGCAUGCUGCCUCUGCAUUACGAAGAUUACAUUUUAAAUCCGCAGGUGGAAGUCGAAGUUGCCGCACUGUUCCGAAAGUUGUCGUUAUGGGAUCAAGUACUGCUUCCGAAACAACAAUUAAUACUAGCACUGAUAGUGCUAAUACAAUGCUUACAAUGGUGACAACAACGGAUGGAGAACAACCAGAUGACAGUUUUGAUUUAAUGGACAUUCCAUCGGAGAUGUCACCAUCAACUGCUGCUGCAUCAUCAAUGGAUGUACCAUUAUCUGAACCAAUUUUACCGGCUCCACUUCCUUCAUCUCCGGCAAUUCCAUCUUCUUCCUCUCCAUCGAUUGAAUAUUCGACUGAAGAUGAGAAAGGAUUUAAAAUGUGUCCACCGUUAACUGGCACUGGUUUGAAAUCAGAUAUUCCUAUUACUUGCCUUGAUAUUCGUGCAUCUAGUAUUUCAAAUCUCCUUGAUGAAACCGAUGCUCCUUCAAUUGAUUCAACGCCUAUUAUAAUCCAUAGUACUGUUAAUGAGACUAUCAGGGUAUCUGUUUCCGGAAGAACCCCACCUCUUCCAGAUCUCCGAACAACAGAUUUUUUUAGCACACCCGUAAGAGGUUCGGUCGACGCUGGUCAGCCAGAGAAAGAUAGUUCAAAUUCAAUGUUAACAUUAAUUGUCGGUAGAUCUCGAGAAAAUGGGAAUCAAGAAAAUCGAUUAAACGAUAUUGUAUCCAAUGAGAAAAAAUAUGAAGAAGGAAAAUUGAAUGUGAACGUUACUACGAAUCCUUUGGAUAUAUCAUUAAUAGAAGCUCGUACUAAUAAUAAUCAGUCAUCUGACAGUUCUGGAAGACCUAGUAGUAGCUCGACUAAACCUCGAAGAAAAGCAGCUGAAUCGCAUCCUCUCGUUUCAACCAUUCAUUCAUGGGUCAGGCUCUUUUUCCCGUUUUGCGCAAUAGGAGGCAACACGAGUGGAAAUAAGAGAUCAACGCAAGCGGCAACGAUUGUGGUACAACAACCAUCACUCUCAUUGGACGGAUCGAGUGGAGCUGCUACAAUACUGCUACAUCCGGAGUUGGAUGUUAGACGUCGAGAAGAAAAUAUGAGACAAUUAUUAGAUGUUGCGAACACAUUGACAUUACAAGAAAUACACGACUUUGAAAUGAGAUAUGGCAGUCCACAUCACAGUAGAUCUCAAUCAGUUAAGACUCCUGGAAGUCGUUCAUCAGGUAGACCAAAUUAUUUAUGUCUUCCUCAACAAAGAUCAAGAGUUGCAAGCAUGCCAAAUACUGGUGUAGAGGAAGAAUAUUACAGGCUUCGACAUUUCAGUAUAACUGGUAAAGGAAUUGUAAACCGAGGAGAUUCAUUAAAAAGUCGAAGAUCUCGAUCUAACAAUAGCGUUGCUUCGAGCAACUCAAGCACGGAACAUCUAACAGCUUCGUAUCCUGGCUCAGCAAGAAAUUCAGCAGCGGGCUCAUUGGCAAGUUCCCGUGAAAGCAGCGCGUCUCAGGGACCAACGCCAUAUCGUGUUUUAAUGCUGGGAGCUCCAGCCGUAGGAAAAAGUUCGUUAGUUUCUCAAUUUAUGACAUCGGAAUAUCUUCAUGCAUAUGAUACAUCAAUUGAUGAUGAAUCAGGGGAGAAAACUGUUAGUGUUCUUUUAGCUGGGGAAGAAUCCGAACUGACUUUUAUCGAUCAUUCUAGUGCGGAAAUGACGCCGGAAGCUUGUAUAACCACAUAUGAACCACAUGCUUAUUGCGUCGUCUAUUCUACAACCGAUCGAGCUUCAAUACGCGUAGCAGAAGAAGUUUUGCAAACACUUUGGCGCAGCGAUUAUGUGUCAGCUCGAGCAGUGAUCCUUGUUGGAAAUAAAGUUGACCUUGUUCGCAGUCGAUUAGUCUCGACCGAAGAAGGAAAAUCUAUGGCUACAUCUUAUGAUUGUAAAUUUAUUGAAACAUCCGUUGGGAUCAAUCAUAACGUUGACGAACUUCUUGUUGGCUUACUUACACAAAUUCGGCUGAAGCUUGAGAAUCCUGAAAGAACAAGAGAUUUAUUUCGGAAGAGAUCGCGAAAAAAUCGUAGUAAAUCACCUUUAGGAUCUUGUUCUGAAAAUAAUUCGCCGAAAAAAUAUCGAGGUAGUCGAACAAGUACUAGUUUAAAGGUACGAAAUUUAUUAGACCAUAUUAAUGAUGAGAGCAGCGACGUUAAACGUUAAUGGCAUGCGCGUACAUAUUUCAAAUUAAAGAAUUUAUAAAAUGAGAGAGUUGAUAAUUAUAAGGACCAAUUCGAUAAAAAAUAAGAAGAGUGCAAAGAGAAAAGAUAGAAACGAUAGUAGAAAAAUGAUUCAUUAGAAAGCAGAAGUUGAUGAGCAUGCAAGCGAGAAAAAAGAAGAAACAAGAAGUAAGAGAAAAUGAAAGUUGAGAAAAAAAGAGAGCGAAGAAAAGGAACAAAAUAUGAUGUUCACUGAUGAUUAUCCGUCCAUCACAUAAACCUUCAAGGAUCCUUCGUGAAUCAUAUUGUCAGUUUUAAUUGAAAACUUAUCAAUAUCAAUAAAUUUUGUUUGAAGGACUCGAACACCGUUUCUUAGAAUAUGACAUGUAUCGCGUGUAUUGCUCUCUACAGCUGAAAAAAUUUUGAAAAAGAAGAAAACAAAUAAAUGAGAUAAGUAAUUUACUUGUUUUUCAAUGAAUGCGAAUACAAAUAUAUACAUAUAUAUAUAUUUGUAUAUAUAUGCGAUUGGAUACACUGACGAAUACCCAUAUUUUGUGGACCAGAGCCUCGAUUAGGCGAUUUCUUCGAUCGAUGUUAUAUUAUAUCCUUGUACCUGUAUGCGUAGUAAAAUCGCGCCGAUUUUAUUGUCUUUACUUGUUAUUAGUGUAUUAAAGAAUGUUAUUUGCAUAUUGACUAUUACUAAUUAUAGCAAAAUUAUUUCUAUUAUAUAUAUGUACGGAAAAUCGGGAUAUGAGAGUCCAAUCGAAUUUAUGAUCCCGAUUCUUCAUCAUAUCAUAUAAUGCCCGUGUUAGCGAUAAUAAUGACCAUGACAAAACGCUGAUAAUAAUUGUUUCGAUAAUAUAGUCAUUAAACAUUUUUUAUUUCUAUUUGAA